Molecule: messenger RNA, 933 nt
Organism: Cordyceps fumosorosea ARSEF 2679
Lineage: Eukaryota; Fungi; Ascomycota; Sordariomycetes; Hypocreales; Cordycipitaceae
Product: DUF1115 domain protein
Exons: 1
Coding region: 1-933 (310 amino acids)
Source: RefSeq, a predicted model, not a curated record
AUGGAGGGCGGCGAUACGAGGGGUGCGAUGCUAUCGCGGGAGUUGCUCGAGGCUCAGCUGGGACAGAUUGACCUUCUAACGGCCAUGUACCCUAUAGACGGCAGUGUGGUGUUGAGCGACUCCUCAGCAGCCUCCCUUCGAGUCCUGCGAGAGGCUCUAGACGAGGACUCUACAUCGCCUGUACCGGCGGACCUUGGCGAUAUCGACCUGCAGCUACAGUUGGAGAUCCCUUCUGAAGACAACGGCGACUUUCUCCGGACGGUGCAACUCAGCAUCACAGUUCCAUUGCACUACGGGCAAGUCGCGACUGAAGAAACGCCUCCAGCUCGGAUACGGCUACAACAGCCGUCCUGGAUGAGCAAAGCCGAGGCCACCAACUUGAUGGCCGAGCUGCCCAAAGACGACAACGACGACCUCUUUGCGACCAUUGAAGCCAUCACAACCGCCGCCUCUCUACACCACUCGCGCGCCGAGGAAGCAGCCGCCGCCGCCGCCGCCGCCAUCCCAACACACGCCGCCGCCGACGACGUCGAGGACCUGACGCGCGUGUGGUUCUACUUCCCGUCCAUCAGCACGCGCUCCAAGCGCGACGACCUCGUGCGGCACGCGCCCACCCACGGGCUCACCGGCUUCCUGCUGGCCGGCAAGCCGGGCCUGCUGUGCGUCGAGGGCUCCGCGCGCGCCGUCGACGCGUACAUGCGCGUCAUCAAAACGGAGAGCUGGGGCGACAUCCCCGCGCACCACAAGAAGGUGACGGAGCGGUACCGGGAGCGCCUCGGCGGCCCGGCGGCGCGGGCGUUCGCGGAGAUGCGCGAGAUCACGGGCGAGAUGGAGCGCCGCGGGGAGCGCGCCAACAGGAACGACAUGAGGGCGCUGGAGGCGUGGCUGGGCGAAAGGGGGCUGGGGGAGGCCUUUGCCAAGGUCCUCAUCUGA